AAUCAAGUCAUGCCGACCAAUCCCAUCGCGCCAGUGCUUGUCGAACAGUAGCUCUCGUCGGCCCACACGGGAACACUAGACAAAGCCCUCUCUUGCCCUCCGUUUGACGAAGUUCAUAUACACAAAUAAACGCCUUUUUUCUUUGAAGAACUCGUAUCCCUCUCAUGGAGGAUCGUAAGGAGAAGAAUGCUCCCUGGUUAUCAGUGCCACAAUUUGGGGGCUGGGACCCGAAUGCACAGGUGCCAGACUACUCCCUGGAUUUCUCAAAAAUAAGGGAAAAUAGGAAGCAAAACAAGAUGCAUUUGUCUAGAGCGAGUCUUGGAAACGAGGAAGAGCUGAUUGCCUCAUCCACCACAACCAGUACCAGUGGAAGCAACCCUCAAAUUGAUCAGCACUGCCAUCAGAGCCAGCACUCUCCAACUGCAAGGAGGAGCUUUUUCAGCUACUUCAACUGUUGCGUGAAAGCCUGAGACUCGAGAACACAUUAUUACAUGUUUUCGAGCUGAAGCUUAGUGAUAUAUUUGUAUUGAGAAACUAAAUUUCUUUUGCUUAAAUGUUUUGGGUUUCUCGUCUUUACUGUUUGAUCAAAUGUGAAUCGGAUUUCUCGCUUAUGACCCUCGAGAUCUUUUUAUCGAGCAUAAUGGUGCGAAUUGAGCUUUAA
This is a messenger RNA of Corylus avellana, 661 nucleotides long. Its product is annotated as sorbin/SH3 domain protein. The record is from RefSeq and is a predicted model, not a curated record. NCBI's taxonomy places the organism in Eukaryota, Viridiplantae, Streptophyta, Magnoliopsida, Fagales, Betulaceae.